Messenger RNA from Erpetoichthys calabaricus (reedfish), 1389 nucleotides. RefSeq names its product arrestin 3b, retinal (X-arrestin) (gene arr3b). Lineage: Eukaryota; Metazoa; Chordata; Cladistia; Polypteriformes; Polypteridae. Gene Ontology annotation, biological process: signal transduction; visual perception; G protein-coupled receptor internalization. The record is from RefSeq and is a predicted model, not a curated record. The transcript has 15 exons. The coding region runs from base 276 to 1346 and encodes 356 amino acids. Gene Ontology annotation, molecular function: G protein-coupled receptor binding.
CUUAUUUUUAAACACAGUGCUGCUAAAAUGCAGGCAGCUAAUAGAGUAAGAGGAUUGAAGGGAACGACAGUGCUAUAACAGGUUGGGUAACACUUGAGGAGGAGGAAAACAGUGGGGUAUAAAGAGACGAAAGUGACACAGGAGCGUUACCAGUCCUCAGCACAGCACUGAAGGAUUUACACCCCCAUCCUGAAAAGGAGCCGUGCAAUUUAGGACAACAGGAGAUCUCUACUGCCAGCAGAGGCCACAUAUACUCUCAAUCACUCCAAAGAAACAUGUCUGCAAAAGUCUACAAGAAAACUAGCCCCAAUAGCAAGCUCUCUCUUUACCUGGGAAAAAGAGACUUUAUAGACCAUGUGGACUCAGUGGAUGAAGUAGAUGGAGUGGUUCUUGUGGAUCCAGAGUAUCUGAAAGACAGAAAAGUUUACGUGGUGUUGGCAUGUGCAUUCCGUUAUGGCCGGGACGACUUGGAUGUCAUUGGCUUGUCAUUCAGAAAGGACAUUUAUGUGUCCACUAUCCAAGUGUACCCUCCUACAUCAGAAGAGAAAAAACAAAACACAAGCCUGCAGCACCAUCUCGUAAAGAAGUUGGGAGAAUAUGCCUACCCCUUCACUUUCACGAUUCCUACCAACUUGCCCUGCUCAAUCACUUUGCAGCCUGGCCCUGAUGAUGUUGGCAAGUCCUGUGGCGUUGACUAUGAAGUCAAAGCAUUCUGUGCUGAGAAUCUGGAGGAGAAAAUUCACAAAAGGAAUUCAGUUCGACUGAUCAUCAGGAAGGUACAGUUUGCCCCAAGUAAUGUUGGGGCAGCACCAAAGGUGGACACCACACGUCAGUUCAUGAUGUCAGAUAAGCAGCUUCACUUGGAGGCAUCUCUUGACAAAGAGAUUUACUAUCAUGCAGAAUCCAUUGGGGUGAACAUUAAGAUUACCAACAAUACAAAUAAGAUUGUGAAGAAAGUGAAAAUUACAGUGGAACAGCUCACAGACGUGGUUCUCUACUCACUGGAUAAAUACUCCAAGUCUAUAGUGAAUGAGGAGUUCAAUGAUACGGUAAAUGGCAACUCAACCUUUUCUAAGACUUACAAUAUAAUACCUAUGCUAGACAACAACAGGCAGAAGAGAGGCCUGGCACUGGAUGGCAAACUUAAACAUGAAGACACAAAUCUGGCAUCCACCACCAUUGUACGGCAAGGAAUGGAUAAAGAAAUCCUAGGUAUCCUUGUCUCUUACAAACUGAAGGUCAACUUAAUGGUGUCACGAGGAGGCAUUCUAGGAGAUCUGACUGCCAGUGAUGUUGGAGUGGAAAUCCCCUUUAUUCUAAUGCACCCCAAACCUGAAGGUAAUUAAAUGAUUUUUUAAGUAACUGUCAUUUCAUAAAUAACAGGCUACC